Messenger RNA from Olea europaea var. sylvestris, 1161 nucleotides. RefSeq lists its product as uncharacterized. The record is from RefSeq and is a predicted model, not a curated record. The transcript is spliced from 7 exons. The coding region runs from base 1 to 1161 and encodes 386 amino acids. Lineage: Eukaryota; Viridiplantae; Streptophyta; Magnoliopsida; Lamiales; Oleaceae.
AUGUCUCUUGAAGAUAUGGUGAAGUCCUUAGCUUCUAGUACAAUGCACUUUCAACAAGAGACAAAAACCUCAAUUAAGAAUUUGGAGACACAAGCGAGUCAAUUGGCCAAUACGGUAGGUAAAUUGAAGGCUCAAGGAUCAGGAAAACUCCCCUCUCAAGCAAUCAACCCGAGAGAAAAUGCCAGUGCUGUGACAUUAAGAAGUGGAAAAAUUUUGGAAGAGACACCAAGGAAAAUGAAAGAUCAAGUUGAGGAGUCAACGCAAGAGAAGAACUUAGCGUGUGAGAAAGAUGAAGCUAAGACUCCAACCUCGGGAUCUAAGGUAGAUUCUAAAAGUCCUAUUCCUACUUACGUUCCCUCCCCUCCAUUUCCUAGCAGAUUUGCAAAGUCCAAAAGGGAUGAACAUGAGAAGGAAAAUUUGGAAACGUUUCGCAAGGUUCAAGUGAACAUACCACUUUUGGAUGCCAUUUCCACCAAAAUGUUUGAAAAGGCAAUGCUAGAUUUAGAAGCAUCCAUUAAUGUCAUGCUAUAUUCUAUUUAUGCCUCUUUAUUUUUGGGAUCACUUAAGGAAACCAGUGGUGUGUUAGAGGAUGUUUUGGUGCAGGUAAAUCAAUUGAUUUUUCCAGUAGAUUUCCAUGUUCUUGACAUGCAAGAUGAAUCAACAUCUAUGACGUCAUCAUUGCUCUUGGGAAGACCAUUUAUGAGGGCUGUGCGUACAAAGAUAGAUGUACAUGAUGAUACUUUGACAAAGGAGUUUGAUGAUAUAAUGGAUUCAUUUGUGAAAAAAAAUUUCAAUUUAUCAAAUGAAGAUGCAUUGGACACCACUUUGAUUAAAAGCAUUGAUGUUGAUAAUCUUACCGAGUUGAGCAAGAAUCUACAUCUGUGUGAGGAUAUUGUUAAAAUCGUGGCAUCACUUGAGUCACUACCGAGUAUUCCACCAAGGUAUAAUAUCUCCUAUAUUACUCUUCCGAUAUCUAAAGAGAAACUUUUACCUUCGGUGAUGCAAGCCCCCACCUUGGAACUCAAACAUUUUCCCGAGCAUUUGAAGAAAAAGUUGCCUACCCUAAAGAGUGUGAGAGACGAUCUACGAAUGAAGAAGGCUACCCUUAGGGACCAAAGCGCAAACCCGACUUUGAACAAUGAUUUGAAGGUAGUUAUGUGA